Molecule: messenger RNA, 1890 nt
Organism: Pieris macdunnoughi
Lineage: Eukaryota; Metazoa; Arthropoda; Insecta; Lepidoptera; Pieridae
Source: the annotation of a GenBank genome assembly
AUGUUACUCGUGUUUUUCAUAGGCUUUUUGACUUGUUGCAGUGCACUGUUUAGUAAUUACUAUGAGUCGUACACCGGAAAACGGAUAUCCGUUGAGGAAUUCAAGGAACAUGUGAAGAGGAAUACGUCUUUUUGGUGUACCAAUGAGAUCCUGCCAUGUAACCCACACGAAGGUCGGAGGUUGGACGGGUCCUGUAACAACUUGAAGUACUUCACCAUCGGUGCAAGUCAUACACCACCAUAUAGGAUGCUACCACCGUAUUAUAGUAAAGGACCUAUGGGAUUUGAGCCAAAAUUAACUAAAGGCGGUGAAGAAAUGCCGCUGCCUCGUGCAGUGCGAACCAGCGUGCUUCUAGAAGGACAUAUCCCAAACCUCGAGUUCACACACAUGCUGACGCAUUUCCUGGUAUUCAUUGUUGGCGAUUUUGUUUCUCUGCAAGAUACAGUAACCUACAUAAUAUGGAAGCCGUAUUGCUGCUCUGAAAGAGGCAAGAAAGACUAUGCCUGUGUCCCUAACUCCAUUCCAAACGAUGAUCCGAUACAUCGCUUUUCCGACAUUCGUUGCCUGAACAUGACAAGGCCUGAAUCUUUUCAAUCGGCUGGCUGCACUCCGAACACCACUGUUCCUGAAAGAGCCGUUUCUGGUACACCAGCUUUCGAUCUUUCUCACGUAUAUGGCAGUAGCAUGAAGGUACUAAACGAAAAAGGUAGAAUGUUCCAGAAAGGUCUGCUCAAGUAUGAAGUCGAAAAUGGCAAAAUAUGGCCGCCGAGUACCAAAGGACCUAAUUUAUGUUACGCAAACCAACCGCCACGGGAAACGAGGUGCCACGAUACACCUGAAGACGGGUUGAAUACAAUUCUUGGUGGUAACUUAAUGGCUGUUUGGAUCUGGCGAUACCAUAACGCAAUCGCAACUGCUCUAGGUGGAGUAAAUCCGUGCUGGGAUGAUGACCGACUCUUCUUCACUACCAGAGAAAUCGUUAUUGCGUCAAUCAUCCAGAUAUUUUACUAUGAAGUACUGCCUUUGAUCAUGGGUCGAGAGAACCUUAUCAACGAUGGAGUGAUUUCACCAGACUUAGGAUUCCGAGAUAUAUAUGACGACAGCCUGGCUCCACAAAUAUCUAUAGAAUAUCCGUUCACCUGGAGAUGGAUGCACACCGUACAAGAGGGGAAUGUUAAACUUUACGAUAGCAAAGGUUACCAUUUAAAUGAUUUAAAAUUGGUGAAUAUGACGUUGAGAACUGGUUAUGUGGCGGAAAACAUCGACGGCAUCACUCAAGGGGCGAUACGACAGCCGAUGGCAAAGUUCGACAAUGCUGUAGACUUUGACAUGGCAGAGGUAGUCCUGGGUCCACAUCAGCGAGCGAGUGACGUGUUCACGAACGAUUUAGCCAAAAAUCGUUACUUCUUUCUUGCUCCAUACAUCAAGUAUAGAGAAUACUGCUUCGGUGAGAGAAUUAGGAGCUUCGAUGAUUUAAGUCACGCGUUUGAACCUGAGAGAAUCGAACUUCUCAAAGAAAAGUACAAGGACGUGGAAGAUAUAGACCUGCUUGUUGGAAUGUGGCUCGAAAAAUACAUUCCAGGUGGGACAGUUCCAGCGACAUUCUAUUGCAUCAUCGCUCAUCAACAACUGCGUUCUGUUGUCUCUGACAGACAUUGGUACGAACGACCCAACAGGCCUAACGCGUUCACUUUGGACCAAUUAUUGGAAAUACGGAAAUUCACAAUAGCAGGACUUCUCUGCGCAGUUGGAGACUCUAUCACGGAAGUACAGCCUAAAGCUUUCUUGAGAGCUGGACGAGGGAACGAGAUGAUUAACUGCAAAGACAUCCAACAACUUAACAUAAUGGCAUGGCGCGACUCCUCUUGCAGAAAAAAUCCAUUUGGAUAA